Molecule: messenger RNA, 354 nt
Organism: Trichoderma atroviride IMI 206040
Lineage: Eukaryota; Fungi; Ascomycota; Sordariomycetes; Hypocreales; Hypocreaceae
Source: RefSeq, a predicted model, not a curated record
AUGGCUGCGACUGGUCGGUCUGCGCUGCUGCAACGCUGCAACGCUGCUGUGGUCGACGGUGCCCAGUCAGUGAGCGAGCGCGGCAGCUUCCAGCAGGUUCUGGGCGACGAUAUUACGUAUGACCGGUUGCAUGGAGGGAACAGUGGGAAGCGCCCAGAAGACGCAAUCAACAGCGAGCUACGGGAUAUCCCAGGCGCACAAAACAGACCAUGUUCCCUUGGACAAGCGCCCAUCUGGAUCGGACAGCCCUGUGACCAUGCGUCAAGGAACGCAAAGAUGGCUCUAGCUGACGAGUAUUCGCUCAUCGCUGCGACGAUGAGUGGUGGUUCGCAGUCACAUGGCGCAGCACAAUGA